AGGAGGAAGGUGGGGCCGGGACCCCUCGGGCUGCGCCUCUCGUGGGCGUGGCCAGCCAGGACUGGGGGUCUAGGGAGGACUGAGUUUCCCUCCCCCGCCGUCCUCGCAGCCCCGGGAGGUGCAGGGGCAUCGCGGGAACAGCCCCGGUGACACGCGGCCCGGGGUCUUCACGAAUGCCCGGAGGCGCCGCUGGCCAGGAGCCAGCCCGACCUUCUAUCCCCGCAGACAGCCCCACGUUCCUCCCGGCCCGCGCCUUUCGGGGCCGCCAGUGCACGCGGGCCCGGCUCAGCGGCGCCCGGGCAGCAGCUGCUUCCAUGCGCCGGCUUCCUCCCGGGCUGCUCCGUGGCGGCGGCAGAGGGAAGCGCUGCGGCGGGCGGGCGAGGAUCGGCAGCGCCUGAGGAGGCUGCCGCGGGCUCCGGCUGCGCGUUCGGGGCGGGGGAGAUGCCCGGGACCUCGCGCCAGGGGCCAGGGGCCGGCCGCGCUGGGGUCGGCGCUGUGCGGCGCGGCGGGCUCUGGGCGCCUCCUGGCGGCCCAGCCUGGAAGGCGGCGCGAUGGGGCGAGGCUCGUCAGCUCCGGCUGCGUACGCAGCCCCACAGGGCGGCCUCCGGAGUCUGCGCGCUCCCGCCCGGCGGUUGCUAGGUUGCCAACGGGCGUGAGGCGCUGAUGGGUGGGGUCUGAGCGAGGCGGGGUGUCGGGUGUCGUGACGAUUGAGCCUGCAAGGGUGGACCGCCCUGCCAGGAGCCCGGAAGUGGGUCCGCACGAGACGGAAUAGACUACACUCAAACUCCAGGGGAACCGUUCAUUGGGCUUGGCCACGAAGGCGGGUCCCUGCCGACGCAGUGAUUGGAUGCAUGUCCUGUCAGCGCGGUGAUUGGGUACAGGUCUCGGCCAGCGCGGUGAUUGGGCGCAGGUCCCAGCCGGCGCGGUGAUUGGGCGCUGGACCUGGCCCGUGCCAUGAUUGGGCUCAGGUCCCAGCCGGAGCGGUAACUGGGUGCAGGUCCCAGCCGCCGCACUAAACCCAGCCAGUGCGGUGAUUGGACGCAGAUUCCGGGCCGUGGCGGCGGCGGGCGAUCCGAAAGAGGCUGGUGCUGGCUGCAUGGGGAGGCGGCGGCAGCGGGUGGACCCCGCGGCUGGGGCCCGGGCCGGGGCCCUGCCUGAGGCCAUCGCCGCGUUGAGUCGGUCGCUGCCCUCGGGACCCAGCCCCGAGAUCUUCCGCCGCGCCAAGUUCGACCGUCCGGAGGCGGUGACGCUCGCGCAGAGGACCUCCGCGCUCUGGCAGCUCCUCUUCCGUGUGCUCUCGCCACUCCCUGUGGGCAACGCCUUGGCCUCGCUCGCCCUGGAGGCCCAAGCCCACUUGGUGAAGUCAGCACUAUGCUCCCAGGGCUACCCGAGGCUAGCACUGGCACAACUACCUGAGGAUGGCUCGCAGGGCAGUCGGGAGCUGCUGCUGGCUCUGUCCUGGCUCUUGGCCCGAGGACCUGUGCCUGAGCAGAUGCUGGCCCAGGCCCGAGUGCCUCUGGGUGACGAGAUGACUGUGUGCCAGUGUGAGGCCCUGGCCAGCCCUGGCCCACCUGCACCCCACAUGGAAGCAGAGGGUCCUGUGGAUGUCCGCCGUGUGCAGUGGCUGAUGGGAAAGCUGCAAUUCCGGUGGCGCCAGCUGGUGUCCAGUCAGCAGGAGCAGUGCGCCCUCCUGAGCAAGAAGUUACCAGCGGCCUUCCGGCUCUGUGUCACUAAACAGUGGGAUGGGGUCUGUGCCGUGAAAGCCACUCCCUCCUGGACACUGGAGGGGCAGGAAGACAGCCCCUGCUCCCACCACAUCCUGGUGGGGGCUGACUUGGAGGGUGGACAGCUCCUGUGGGGUCCUGAAGGUGGUAGGGGCUGGCUCAGGGGCACAGGUACCCAGCGGCAUGUCCACUGUGAGGCCAGCGCUGACAGAUUCACCUGUACACGCGCGGCUGCCACGGCGACCAGAGCCUUGGCCAUCUGUCUGUCACUGAAGCAGAGAUGCUCAGGGACCCAGAGGGAGGCCAGCAGCUGCUGCAGACUCUGGAGCGUGAGAACCAGCGCCUGGAGGCUGUCCUGGCGUGGCGGCACACUGAGCUGGUCUUCUGGCGGUGGAUGGCUGGAGGCUGUGGACGGGGGCCAGAGUGGAGUGCUGCGCGGCGGGCCUCUCGGGAGGCUGUGGAAAAGGAGCUGGGAGCUCUACAGCAGUGCUGGAAGCAAGACAGUGGCCCGGCCCGGCCCCAUGGGCCACACCGGCUGGUGAGACGAGAGGAUGGGGCAGCAGGGGAACGGGACCUGCGGGCAGCUGAGGUGAUCAGGACGCUGAGGAGCCAGGAGGCCUGCCUGGAGGCAGUGCUACGUCGACUACAGGGACAGUGUCGGCAGGAACUGGCCAGGCUGGUGGGAGCCCUGCCUGGCCUCAUCUGGAUCCCGCCUCCUGGACGCUGAGGGCCCUCGUGUGGGAAGCCUGCCCUGGCCCAGCCUGGCUGGGUCUUAGAGGAGCAGAUUCCAAGGCCAGGUGGCCGCAGGGACGAUGCAGAUGCAGAGCCCACGUCACAUGCUCGCUCCAGGGGUGGGGCUGGGCUGACUCUGGCUGGAGCCCAGGCCUGUGGCCAGCAGCACUGGGGACAGGAAUGGCCGGUCCCUUGAGGAGGUCGUGACAGGCUCAGCCUGGUGGUGUGGAGGGGACUCGGAAAUAAAUUGUAGCGGCUUUCCUGCCGCUGGCCCUCUCCCUGCCA
Molecule: messenger RNA, 2741 nt
Organism: Pongo pygmaeus (Bornean orangutan)
Lineage: Eukaryota; Metazoa; Chordata; Mammalia; Primates; Hominidae
Gene: TEDC1
Product: tubulin epsilon and delta complex 1
Exons: 8
Coding region: 1097-2266 (389 amino acids)
Source: RefSeq, a predicted model, not a curated record